Messenger RNA from Exophiala xenobiotica, 2377 nucleotides. Its product is annotated as S-adenosylmethionine synthase. The transcript is spliced from 3 exons. Gene Ontology annotation, cellular component: cytosol. Lineage: Eukaryota; Fungi; Ascomycota; Eurotiomycetes; Chaetothyriales; Herpotrichiellaceae. The record is from RefSeq and is a predicted model, not a curated record. Gene Ontology annotation, molecular function: ATP binding; methionine adenosyltransferase activity. Gene Ontology annotation, biological process: S-adenosylmethionine biosynthetic process. The coding region runs from base 304 to 1491 and encodes 395 amino acids.
UUUUACCCAUUUUCCCCCGAUUUUUUUCUGGUCAAACCUCUUUGCUCUUGUUGUCAUAUACCGCCUCUCUCCCACUCCACUCUCUUUGCCCUUCUCUCUCUGAUAUUCCUUGGUGAUUGCUUGCAAACAGACUUUGCAGCAAACCAUCAAACCAACAAGACCACAAAGCUCGGCGUGGCUGACAUUUCAUCGCAUUUCCUCUUCUUCUGCUGUACACACCCCUCCGCACCUACUCUCCCACCACAUUAAACCCGACUAUCCCUCUUCCUUCUCGCCCUUCCUGUCAUCUUCUUACCAGCCAAAAUGGCCGGUGCUACCAACGGAGCCGUCAACGGCGUCGACAAGCGUGAAACCUUCCUUUUCACCUCGGAAUCUGUUGGUGAGGGUCACCCGGACAAGAUUGCCGACCAAGUCUCGGACGCCAUCCUCGAUGCCUGCCUCAAGGAAGACCCUCUCUCCAAAGUUGCCUGCGAGACUGCCACCAAGACCGGCAUGAUUAUGGUCUUCGGCGAGAUCACAACCAAAGCCCAUCUCGACUACCAACGGAUCGUCCGUGAGGCCAUCAAAGAAAUCGGCUACGAUUCUUCCGACAAGGGCUUCGACUACAAGACUUGUAACGUCCUGGUCGCUAUCGAAGAACAGUCUCCAGAUAUUGCUCAGGGUCUGCACUAUGAGGAGGCACUAGAAAAGCUGGGCGCUGGUGACCAGGGUAUCAUGUUCGGUUAUGCCACCGACGAGACUCCAGAACUGCUUCCUCUGACCAUCCAACUUGCUCACAAGCUGAAUGCGGCCAUGACACAGGCCCGCAAGUCCGGCGAGCUUCCUUGGCUGCGGCCGGAUACUAAGACUCAGGUCACCGUGGAAUACGCCCACGAUGGAGGUGCCGUGGUGCCUUUGAGAGUGGAUACUGUUGUCGUCUCAGCUCAACAUUCAGAGGACAUCAGCACCGAAGAUCUUCGCAAGGAAAUCUUGGAGAAGAUCAUCAAGAAAGUCAUCCCAGCCAAAUACCUCGAUGACAAGACCGUCUACCACAUCCAGCCGUCUGGGCUCUUCAUCAUCGGUGGUCCCCAGGGCGAUGCUGGACUUACUGGCCGUAAGAUCAUUGUCGACACCUACGGUGGUUGGGGCGCUCACGGUGGUGGUGCUUUCUCGGGCAAGGACUACAGCAAGGUCGAUCGAUCAGCUGCCUAUCUCGCUCGGUGGAUCGCCAAGUCUCUCGUCAAAGCUGGUCUCGCCCGUCGUUGCCUUGUUCAGCUGUCAUACGCCAUUGGUGUUGCCGAGCCAUUGUCUCUGUUUGUCGAGACGUAUGGCACAAGCGACAAGUCCAGCACUGAAUUGGUCAAGAUCAUCCAUAACAACUUUGACCUCCGACCUGGUGUCAUUGUCAAGGAGUUGAACCUCACCAACCCCAUCUACAACAAGACCUCCAAGAACGGCCACUUCAGCGACCAGAGCUUCCCCUGGGAACAGCCCAAGCCCUUGAAGUUCUAAAUCACCUGUCGAAAUCAAAUCACCACCACAUCCAUGAGGGGAGCGGAUGACUGAACGAAACAGAGUAGGCGGAGCAUGCUGUUGGCGACGAGGCGAGGUUCGGGCUCCUGGUUUCAACAGACUCAGGGACGAACUUUUUGCCUCGCUUGCUACAUCUUGCGAGUCUCUUCUUUCAACAGAUAGAAAGCGUGUGAUGUGUUGCAUUUUGUGGUCCUGAAGAGAGAGUCGGGCUAGAGACGAUUUUUCUUUGUUCUCAAAAAAGUUUCUGGGGCGUGGGUUUGUCUGACGAUAUUCAACAUGUUAUGAUACCCCUACGCGCAAGAUACAUUGGAUUUUUGUGGUUCCAUCAACAGGGCAUUGGGAUUGGCGUUCAACUCGCUAUGCUAGACGAAAGAAACGUUUGGGGAACUGUAGGAGAUUGAGAUAGAUCCCAUCGGCAUCACAGACGGCCAGUGGAUCGACGUGACUCGACUUGAGAUUGCGCCCGCUGAGCGCAAGGGGGCAUCACUGUACUCGAAAGACUACAGAAUCGCUCGACGCUCGCUGUCAACGAAUAGGUCGAAUCCGCACGAGCUUCAAAGUACAAUCGAUCGAAUUUGCAAUGGCGAGUGGAUGUUUUGCUGGUGCUCUACAAUCCUUACCGUGACUACGGAGUUUUGGCUUUAUGUUCACCUCAUGACUGGUCCCGUUCAGCCUAGCCACAAGAACUCCUUCUCCCUGGCCAAUUGAUAUGAAUUGUAGCUGCCAGAGUGGGAGCCUUGGAAAGAGAUGCGCUCUUACAGAAUGGACAUAGACUAACGUCUUCUCAGGAUCUUGCAGAGCCCACAGCCAAGGUAAGGCGCCCAUCUAGGUACCGGGAGGAGUUACUGGUACUGUCAAAGUAAAG